UCCCCAGCGGGGAAGAGGAAUUAUUGCCUACACGGACGUUUUUUCGGUCUGGAUUUUAGUUCUGGAGACGACACAUUUAUUUAAACACUCAUUUUAAGGAUUCACUGUAGGCCUGUUCAUUUAUUGACGAAGAUGGGAUGUUCUAGAUUCACCUGCUCUAAACACUCCCUGUGCGCGCUCAACAUCCUUUAUGUUAUGGUGAGCCUGCUGAUGAUUGGUAUUGCAGCAUGGGGUAAAUGGUUCGGUCUGGUCUCCAGUUUUCAAGUAGUGGGAGGCAUCAUCGGUGUGGGCGUCUUCCUCUUUUUUGUGGCCCUAGCCGGCCUCAUAGGGGCCAUGAAACAUCAUCAGGUCCUGCUCUUCUUCUACAUGAUCAUCCUGUUUAUGGUGUUUAUUGUGCAGUUCUGUGUUUCCAGUGCUUGUUUGGCCAUCAACAGGGAGCAACAGGAUCACCUGCUAGAAGUGGGCUGGAAUAACUCUCAGAGUACUCAAAGGGAUGUUGAGAAGAGUCUCAACUGCUGUGGCUUCAAACAGGUGGACCCCAACCUCACCUGUGAUGCUGCUUGUUUUCCCAACCACUCCUGUUUGCCCUGUGCAGAUAAGAUCCAGGAACAUGCUGGAGAGGCUCUCCGCUUUGUAGGAGGGAUUGGACUUUUUUUCAGCUUCACCGAGAUUCUGGGAGUGUGGCUCACAUACCGCUACAGGAAUCAAAAGGACCCCAGAGCAAACCCCAGUGCUUUCCUGUGAGACAGCUUCAGCCCUGCUGUCACCUCACCCCCUACGGACCUUCUCUGGGGUUUAACUGUUAAUACAAGACUGACCUGUGUGUUUCCACUGACUGCUGCAGUGCUGUUAUUAUGUGAUGUGCUUGGUUUGCGAGAGCGAAGGUGUUCUGAAAACAAGUUGUUGUGUGUGAAGGAACAAUGCACAUGUUCCUUCCAGCGUCACAGCUCUGCAUAAGAAAAGUGUCUGAUGCUGAACAUGCUGAACAUGUACAGUUAGUACACUGAGCGCUUGUUGGUGUAAAAACAGGGAACUUUGUCUGCAGUAGUCCACUGUAUAUUCCCAUAUAAGUCUGUAGCAUCCUGCCUGAUGAUGACUCUGAUCAACUGUUUUGUUUUUGUUUUUGUUUUUUUUGUUUUUUUUUUGCAGUCGGUCCAACUGAAUGCAAUAAUGUCAGCCACUACUCUGUAUAUUGGUUUCUAAAUUAUUUGGACCAUGUAUGAAUGUGUAAGGAGGUGACCUGGGAGCCUAUGUGCAUCUGUGUGUGUGUGUUUGUGUGUGUCUGUCGCUGGUCCACUAUUUUGACUCACUCUUGGCUGGUGCUGCGUAUUUGGCAUUUUGCAUGACUCUUCUGCAGAUGU
This is a messenger RNA of Chelmon rostratus (copperband butterflyfish), 1361 nucleotides long. It is a transcript of the gene tspan13b, whose product is annotated as tetraspanin 13b. The record is from RefSeq and is a predicted model, not a curated record. Gene Ontology annotation, cellular component: membrane. The coding region runs from base 133 to 744 and encodes 203 amino acids. The transcript is spliced from 6 exons. NCBI's taxonomy places the organism in Eukaryota, Metazoa, Chordata, Actinopteri, Chaetodontiformes, Chaetodontidae.